AUGAACCGUAAUAUUAUUGAAAAAGUUGAUGAAUUUGAAAAACGUUUCUUGUCGAAUAACGGUAAGGACUCCCGUUCAAAUAUAGAUAAUAAUAUUUAUUCAUUUUUAAAAAAUGUUGAUUCUUCAGAUAGUAAUAGAACCAUUACUACUGCUAGAUCAAAUAAUAGUACUUCUACUUCAAUAGAUAAUGACCGAAUUUCUAAUGAAAAUAUCUAUUACCAGGAAAAUCAAGAGGACCAGAGUGAAGAGGAAAAUGAGGAAGAGGAGGAAGGUGAUGAGGAUGAGUAUCCUGAAGAUCUUGUAGAGCAAGAAAGAAAAUUAUCCUUACAACAGAAAUUAAAAGAAGCAGAAUUACAAUGGGAGGAAUCAUUAGAUCAAUUGCAUACUGUGUUAAAUUGGGUGGUUCUACCUCUAUUGGGGAAAAUGGUUGGUAGAAGAUUAGCAAGAAUGGUCUGGCAAAGAGUCAUGAACUAUUUGUGGGAUUAA
Henningerozyma blattae CBS 6284 is the source of this 486-nucleotide messenger RNA. It is a transcript of the gene MIM2, whose product is annotated as Mim2p. NCBI's taxonomy places the organism in Eukaryota, Fungi, Ascomycota, Saccharomycetes, Saccharomycetales, Saccharomycetaceae. Gene Ontology annotation, biological process: protein insertion into mitochondrial outer membrane; mitochondrial outer membrane translocase complex assembly. Bases 1 to 486 code for a protein of 161 amino acids. The record is from RefSeq and is a predicted model, not a curated record. The transcript has a single exon. Gene Ontology annotation, cellular component: mitochondrial outer membrane.